AUGGUUAGCCUCAUCAGCGUUGCUUCCAUGCUGUGCGACAGCGAUGACAACGACAUCGACGACGCCACGGGUGGGGCAUUGAAGGUGGAUGCGGAUUUCGCAGAUGGCUUCAAUGGUGCCACAGCAAUGGAGGAUGCUCGGGCUCGCGACAUGAAAAGCAUCAACCCCUUUCUGGAAGUUCUUGCAGUCGCCCAUAGCGUGAUGAUCACAGAGAGCGAGGAUCAGUACAGUGUGGGUCUGGACUCCAUUCUUUUCAAGGUUCUUGUAUUGCUAGAUCUCCUCACUUUGGGAAGCAUCAUGAGCUACGAAGCUGAGAGUCCAGAUGAGUACGCUCUCGUCAAGGCGGCAGCAAGCUUGGGCUGGAAAUUCUCAGCGCGAAAAGGCCCCAAGCUCACCGUGACCUACUCGGAGCCUGGCAGGUCUACGCCUGAAGAGAAGGUGUACGAGAUCGUAGCCACGAAUGCCUUCACUUCAGCGCGGAAGCGAAUGUCUGUGCUAGUUCGCGAGACCAAAGGCUACAGCGACACCUACAGCCUGUUCGUAAAGGGUGCCGAUAAUGUGAUGAAGGAUCGAGCCCGAGGCAACUGGUCAAGAAAGCUGGAAGAGGACUUGAACGAGUUCUCAAACCAAGGUCUUCGGACCUUAGUCCUGGGCUCCCGACAGUUGGGCCAAGCCGAGGUGAACAGAUUCCUGGAGGAUUACGGGAAGGCACAGAGAGCCACGACAAACCGUGACCUCGAGUUGGAGAGAGUGGCGAACGAUGUCGAGGAGGGUCUGAAAAUUCUCGGAGCUACUGCCAUCGAAGACAAGCUCCAGGAUGGCGUUCCCGACACCAUUCAGCACAUACGCGAUGCCGGGGUCAAGCUUUGGGUCCUGACCGGCGAUAAGCUCGAAACGGCACGAAAUAUAGGUUACAGCACAAAAGUGCUGGACAGCACCUUGGACAUCAAGAUCCUGGACCCUGAUGGCGGACUGGAUCUUGAGAAGCUGCAGAGCCAUUGGGGUGCGCCUCAGGAUUCCAGCGAUGAGGACACCAGCGACGGCGAGGACCGGCGCUGGUGGCAUUGGAGUCGAUCUGAUGGCGGUGAGAAGGACACCCGCAGUGAUUCGCAGCGAGCGCUGAUGGUGACAGGCAAGGCUAUGUCCGAGAUCUGGGAGAGUGAAGAGCUGAAGGACGUCUUCCUGCACUAUUCCACCAGCUGUGCUGUCUUGAUCGCCUGUCGGGUGAGCCCCUCACAGAAGGCCGAGCUCGUGCAGUUCAUCCGGGAUAGGGUAAAGCCGACUCCGGUGACGCUGGGCAUUGGUGACGGCGCGAAUGAUGUGCCGAUGAUUCAGACCGCGCAGGUCGGCAUCGGCAUCGCUGGCAAAGAAGGCCGGCAAGCCGUGAACAACUCUGACUUUGCAAUCGCUCAGUUCAGAUAUCUUGAGAGAUUACUGCUGCUCCAUGGCCGCUGGAACUAUCGGCGCGCGUGCAUGUUCACGCUGUUCACGUUCUGGCGCAACAUGGUCCAGGUGCUGAUGAUUGUGUGUUAUACCUUCAUUUCUGGAUUCUCUGGCACCAGCAUCUACGAAGACUGGAUACGGCUCACCUUCAAUGCCCUGUGUACAAUACCUAUUCUGCCUCCGGGGUGCUCGGACAAGGACCUUCCAGAGAGGGAGGUCCUCAAGCGGCCGCACCUCUACCAAGUGGGCCCGCAGUCCAAGGACCUGAAUCCAGGCAAGACGGCUUUGACCCUGCUUGUGGCGCUUUUGCACGCCUUGGUGCUCCUUUUGGUCACCGUGUUUGCUUUUCCUGGGCUCGAAGCCAUCGGCGCAGGUGAUUACUACACCUUCGGUACUAUAUGCUACACAUGCUUGAUCAUCGACGUCAACUAUCGUGCGACGUUUUUGACGCACAGCUGCGACGUCCGGUGGUUGACUUUCAAGACUGCCAUUCUCUCCUUUAUUAUGUAUAUCUGCUGGCUGGCGUUUUAUCCUUGUCUGAAAUUUGUUACGGAGCUCCUCACGCCGAAUAUGUACAUGGUGCCAGAGCACAUGGUAAGCCGCAAUGCGUACUUCUUCAUCAUGAUUUUCGUGAUCCCGCUUGCCGUGCUGGUUUACGACAUGUUCUUCCACUGGUUCUUCCACCGUUGCCUUCGACCAGACGCUGCUGACAAAGUGAUGCGCGAGCUGGAAGAGAAAGGCAAAGGUACCAGUGAUACCUGCAGCUCUGAUCCGAUUUCGCCAGCCACUGCACGUUCUUCGGCGAGAGAGAGCAUGUGUGGGUGCUCUGCGGAUGUUGAGUCAGGAACUGACUCCGCGGAAGAGACGCGCAGCCUUGUGCCGGACUGCGGGAGCCCUUCAGAAGUUGAGACAAGCCACGCAUGCCGCUGGCUGCUGCAACAGCCCUACCACUUGAAGGUCAGCUUCGGUGGAGCCCUAGGUGGUCUCAUCCUGCUGCUGUGUGCGGCCCUCUGCCACUGGAAGUCGGAGGGUUACGCACAGAUCCGCAUCAAUUACUCAGACUGGAAUGAUUCAGUCCGAGACAGGGCCAGCUUCCUUGAGGGCAUCUUCCUCCACUACCCCGUGGGUACCAGAAAGGAGGAAGUUUUCAAGGUGGACCUAGACAAGGACUGUGUGCCGCUUUUAGACGGUGGGAAGAGUUGCACGAUCACAAUCGCGCUCCCCUACCCCCUGAAGCAGCCCAUGCUGUUCUACUCUGUAGGGCCCAUGUAUCAGAACUACAAUCACUACAUGAAGUCCGAGGUUAUACAGGAGCUCUACGGUGAUUGGGAUGAAGACAAGGAACAGGGUGGCCUCCAACAUCAACGGGAGGCCAAGUGUCCGCCACGGACCCGAGAAGUGGUGACCAGCCCCGGGGCAAAGCCCCUUCAGCUGGUCCCGUGCGGCCUGAAGGCAAUGAGCUUCUUCAAUGACACGUUUGAGGUCAAAGACUACACAAUCGACAAGAAGGGCAUUGCCUGGAGGACGGAUGUUGACCGCUACAGCAACCCUGGGUUCAACGACAUGCCCUGGUCACCCGCCAAGGCGGAACGCUUCAACAGCAAGAUCCAGUGGCUCUUCCAGACGUUCAAUGGUGUCAUUGACCCAGCAAAGAACGUCAAAGACGAAGACUUUGUUAGCUGGAUGAGACCGUCCGCACUUCCUCGUGUAUGGAACAAAGUGGGUUUCAUCCACGAGGACUUGCAGAAGGGCCAGAACAUCACCUUUGUCAUCGAUUCGCGAUGGCCUGUCGACAGUAUCCCGGGAGGCUACAAGUCGCUGGUCCUCACGGAGUACGGUGAGUAUGGAACCCGUCACGAUGGGUUUGCCCGCGUUCUGAUGUGCUGCAGCAUAGUCAGCUUGAUAAUGUCCGUGGCCGUCUGGGUCUUGAAGUGGUCCGGGUGUGUUGAAGAGGGCGACGCCAGGGAGGGGACCGCAUGCGCCGCGACCGAGUCGGAUUGA
Messenger RNA from Symbiodinium pilosum, 3444 nucleotides. NCBI's taxonomy places the organism in Eukaryota, Dinophyceae, Suessiales, Symbiodiniaceae. The record is from the annotation of a GenBank genome assembly.